AUGAACAGGCAACCAUAUCCUGGAAUGAUGCCUGGACAUCCUGGACCGCCACAAGGGCCACCGAUGAUGAUGAUGGACCCGUCCCAGUCAAAUGGACCUCAUCAAAUCCCCAAUCGGCCACCUGGUGCAGCUGGACCAGCACAACAACCUCCGGGAAUGAUGCAAAUGCCCAAUGGAGCACCUUCUGCUGGACAGCAGCCACACCCACACCAACAGAUGCAAGGUGGGCCCGUAUCCCAACCACCACAACGAACAGGAGGAACGCCGUUGACCCCGGGAACUCAAGAUCCCGAGAAGCGGAAGUUGAUCCAACAACAAUUAGUACUGUUACUGCAUGCGCAUAAGUGUCAACAGCGAGAGCGGAACCCUGCUGAAGCGGCAAAUGGCCGAACACCUUGCAAUUUGCCUCAUUGCAACACGAUGAAGGAAGUUUUGCAACAUAUGACUAUCUGCCACAAUGGGAGACAGUGCACUUAUGCCCACUGUGCCUCUUCAAGGCAAAUCAUUGCCCAUUGGAAGAACUGUAAUCGUGACGAUUGUCCCGUUUGCAAACCUCUGAAGAGUAUUCAGAAUCAACCGUCAGCGGCUGGAAGUGAGCUAUGUCAGACGUUACAAGAUAUGAGCCAAUUGUUAGGACCAGGAUCUGUUGGAGCUCCUGGAUCAGUAGGAGGUGGUAGUAUGGGUCCAGGCGGCCCACAAUCGGUAGACCCAAUGGCUCAGUUUGGAUCUCCGGCCCCGGCAUCGAAUACCGGAGGUGGGGCUAAUGCAGCACCUUCAGGACCCGGCAGUGUUCCCGGUGGACCCCAUAGCGGACCGAUGUCCGCUGCUGGCUUGCUCAAUGACUAUAAUCCUCCGAUGAAUGAUCCCUUCCGCUCACCGAAUCCUCCCAAUAAACACGCUGGUCCAGGGUCUGUCGGAGCCGCUCCAGGUGGUCCACACCAUGGAAUGAUGGCUAGAGCGCCUGGCGACUUCUCGACUAUCAAUUUCCCGCCUCCAGAUGUACCUAGUCAUGCAAAGGCA
Messenger RNA from Strongylus vulgaris, 1020 nucleotides. Lineage: Eukaryota; Metazoa; Nematoda; Chromadorea; Rhabditida; Strongylidae. The record is from the annotation of a GenBank genome assembly.